Molecule: messenger RNA, 1269 nt
Organism: Symbiodinium sp. CCMP2456
Lineage: Eukaryota; Dinophyceae; Suessiales; Symbiodiniaceae
Source: the annotation of a GenBank genome assembly
AUGACGAAUGGAGUUGUAGACUUCAACUUUGGUGGUUUCAGUGAGUCUUUGGACUUUGCACCUCCGGCCUGGAUGGCCCCGCCUGAGACUUUCUCCUUGAAUGGUCGCACGGAUGAGAACCGACGACUUGUCAGUGUUGGUGAUCUCGGUCUUAAGAACUUGAAUACGAUUUUCCAGGAUGUUGCUUUGGAAGAGCAUUUGGUGGCAUCUACUUUGGAAGAUACGGAUCCCUGGAUACUUUUUGAUUCAGGAGUGCCCAUCAUUAGGCACGGCUCACUUUUGUUUCUGGGACUCACUUUGGCACCUUUCAACAAGGAUGAAUUUGAAGUCGUGUGCAACACUUUUCACAACAUGAGUCCACAAGAUACCAUGGCGUCCCCGACUUUCAAGACUUUGGUACAGUAUCAUGUCGACAAGUGGGAGCUCGCAGGUAACACUUUGACCCGCAUACACAAAAGAGCUAGAGCUACUUUCUUUUCUCCCGAAGGGACGAAAGAUCGCCCUGUUGACUUGAAGGACUUGUCUGAUGAGCGCGUUACCUACUUUGAGUACGCCGAUGGCAGAAAAGAGACUUUAACCGACAACUCGCGAUAUUCGGAGAAUCCUAAAGGACCCGCUCCUGAGCGUUUCGUUGGUAGGACUGUUUUCACAUUUCCUCCACACCCACUGGCCGUCAGCUGGUUGGGAAACAGCCUCGAGGAGCAAAACACCGAGGACACUUUUCGUCUGCACUUGGAGCAGACUUCCUCAGGAACGCUUGAAGACUUUAAGAAGGCUUUGCUUGAGCAACUUUUGGAGAAGGACCCGUCUACAGGACGGCCGUACACGCACGACUUGCAGAGCCCUUUUGACAUGCGGACGACUGGCGCAAGAAGGGCGCAACUUUGGCGAGCGCUCCUUUUGUUGGCGCCACUUGGUUUGAAAAGGCAGACUUGCAACUGGUUUGAGUGUGAGCCGGAAGCUCCUGACUACGUUGCGUGUCGCUGCAGAGGCCUGAAACAGCCUGGCGAGCCAACUUUGACGGAGCGGCUUGAGCCUUGGUGUGAAGUUUGCGUGCGUGCUAAGAGCAAACAGGCCAAGAGUCGCAGACUUUCCCUGAAGCAGCCUGUUCAGCAGAUGGAUUUUAGCUUUUUUGGCGACAAGCCUGGUGGUGAGCAGAUCACAAUCUUGAACGUUGUGGAUGUCCUUUCGGGCAUGGCACUUUUUGUUGUGAUCCCUACCAAGGCGCACACACCUUACUCACAGGCUGAGUUGCGGCACUGUGGGUAA